Messenger RNA from Tarenaya hassleriana, 3414 nucleotides. Its product is annotated as 26S proteasome non-ATPase regulatory subunit 1 homolog B. The transcript is spliced from 13 exons. Gene Ontology annotation, cellular component: proteasome storage granule; proteasome complex; proteasome regulatory particle, base subcomplex. Bases 160 to 3192 code for a protein of 1010 amino acids. Gene Ontology annotation, biological process: regulation of protein catabolic process; proteasome-mediated ubiquitin-dependent protein catabolic process. Gene Ontology annotation, molecular function: enzyme regulator activity. The record is from RefSeq and is a predicted model, not a curated record. NCBI's taxonomy places the organism in Eukaryota, Viridiplantae, Streptophyta, Magnoliopsida, Brassicales, Cleomaceae.
UGUGUUUCUUCUCUCUCCGUCUUGUGAUUUUUUUUUGCUCUGGGCGAAAACCCGAGAAUUGUGUUUCUCGAAUCUCGCUCUAUAUUUGACUUCUCCGAAGAUUGGCCUCUAUUCGUCUGAUUACGUUCGCUGAGCUAGGGUUUCGAAGAGUUCUGAGCUAUGGCUGCGACGAUGAUGGUGAGUUCCGCGGGAGGGUUACUGGCAAUGCUCAACGAAACACAUCCUUCGUUGAAGCUUCACGCGCUCUCGUAUCUCAACAGCUUGGUCGACCAAUUCUGGCCCGAGAUCUCCACUAGCGUCCCUAUCAUAGAGAGCUUAUACGAAGAUGAAGAAUUCGAUCAACAUCAGAGACAACUUGCUGCAUUGCUUGUCUCUAAGGUUUUCUAUUAUUUGGGUGAGCUUAAUGAUUCACUGUCUUAUGCCCUUGGGGCUAGGUCCCUAUUUGAUGUCUCAGAAGAUUCUGAUUAUGUCCAUACGCUCCUGGCCAAAGCUAUAGAUGAGUAUGCUAGCCUCAGGUCAAAGGCGGUUGAGUCUAAUGAGGAGGUGAUCAUUGACCCCAGAUUGGAGACCAUUGUUGAAAGAAUGCUUGACAAAUGUAUUAGCGAUGGGAAGUAUCAGCAGGCGAUGGGCAUCGCGAUAGAAUGCCAGAGAUUGGAUAAAUUGGAGGAAGCUAUCACAAAAAGUGAUAACGUUCAUGGAACUUUAUCGUACUGCAUCAAUGUUUCUCAUUCCUUUGUCAACCGCAGAGAAUAUAGACACGAGGUGCUUCGUUUACUUGUUAAUGUCUACCAGAAGCUUCCUUCUCCAGAUUAUUUGAGCAUUUGUCAAUGCCUUAUGUUCUUGGAUGAACCUCAAGGUGUUGCAAGCAUUUUGGAGAAGCUCCUACGUUCUGAGAACAAGGAUGAUGCUUUAUUGGCGUUUCAAAUUGCUUUUGAUCUGGUGGAGAACGAGCACCAGGCAUUUCUCUUGAAUGUUAGAGACCGCCUUCCGGCUCCCAAGAUUCGUCUGGCUGAAGCAGUUCAGGCUGUUGAAACUACUACUGCUCAGGGUGAGACUCCUUCAGGAGAUGUUCAGAUGGUGGAUGGCACUCCAUCUGUGACAAAUGUGCAAGAAACAGAUCCUUCUGAAGCUACAUAUGCUGAGAGGUUAACAAAGCUUAAGGGAAUUUUAUCUGGAGAGACGUCAAUACAGUUGACUCUUCAAUUUCUAUUCAGCCAUAACAAAUCUGAUCUGCUGAUCCUGAAGACGAUCAAGCAGUCUGUUGAGAUGCGGAACAGUGUUUGCCACAGUGCUACAAUCUAUGCUAAUGCCAUAAUGCAUGCAGGGACAACAGUGGAUACAUUUCUUAGAGAGAACUUGGAUUGGCUAAGCAGGGCCACCAAUUGGGCUAAGUUCAGUGCUACAGCAGGAUUAGGUGUUAUUCACAGAGGUCACCUGCAGCAAGGUAGGUCACUGAUGGCCCCUUACUUACCUCAGGGAGGAGCCGGUGGUGGUGGAAGUCCUUACUCUGAAGGUGGCGCUUUAUAUGCUCUUGGCCUUAUUCAUGCCAACCAUGGAGAAGGAAUCAAACAAUUUCUACGCGAUAGCCUACGUAGCACUAGUGUUGAGGUCAUUCAACAUGGAGCUUGCUUAGGUCUUGGCUUAGCAGCUUUGGGAACGGCUGAUGAAGACAUAUACGAUGAUAUCAAAAGUGUGCUUUACACUGACAGUGCUGUAGCUGGUGAAGCUGCCGGUAUCAGUAUGGGUUUACUGUUGGUUGGAACAGCAACUGAAAAGGCAAGUGAGAUGCUUGCUUAUGCUCAUGAGACACAACAUGAGAAGAUAAUAAGAGGAUUGGCAUUAGGUAUUGCCCUUACGGUAUAUGGUAGAGAAGAGGGAGCAGAUACGUUGAUUGAGCAGAUGACUCGAGAUCAGGACCCUAUCCUUCGUUACGGUGGCAUGUAUGCCUUGGCCCUGGCUUACUGUGGAACCGCUAACAACAAGGCCAUUCGCCAGCUGCUUCACUUUGCCGUAUCUGAUGUCAGCGAUGAUGUUAGGAGAACCGCUGUCCUAGCCCUCGGAUUUGUCCUGUACUCUGAUCCGGAGCAGACCCCUCGCAUUGUAUCCUUGCUUUCCGAGUCAUACAAUCCGCACGUUCGGUAUGGUGCCGCUCUCGCAGUUGGAAUAUCAUGCGCAGGCACUGGCCUGAGUGAGGCUAUAUCAUUGUUGGAGCCACUUACCUCAGAUGUAGUCGACUUUGUUCGUCAGGGUGCUCUAAUAGCUAUGGCCAUGGUUAUGGUCCAGAUCAGUGAGGCAAGCGAUUCCCGGGUCGGAGCAUUUAGGCGUCAACUUGAAAAGAUCAUACUCGACAAGCACGAGGAUACGAUGAGCAAGAUGGGAGCGAUUUUGGCUUCGGGGAUACUCGAUGCAGGUGGGAGGAACGUCACUAUUCGACUGCUUUCCAAGACGAAGCACGACAAAAUCACUGCGGUCAUCGGCCUUGCUGUUUUCAGCCAAUUCUGGUACUGGUACCCUCUGAUCUAUUUCGUAAGCUUGGCAUUCUCCCCGACCGCUUUCAUCGGUUUGAACUACGAUCUCAAAGUCCCGAAGUUUGAGUUCUUGUCCAAUGCGAAACCAUCUUUGUUCGAGUACCCGAAGCCAACCACUGUUCCUACCGCCAAUACUGCUGCCAAACUACCGACUGCUGUGCUCUCGACCUCGGCCAAAGCCAAAGCUAGGGCUAAGAAAGAAGCAGAGCAGAAAGCUAACGCCGAAAAGGUGGCAGCAAACGCAGAAAAGUCCGGCAAUGAGAGCGGAUCUGGAAAAGGAAAAUCAUCGACCGAAAAGGAUGCAGACUCGAUGCAGGUCGAUAGCUCGACAGCAGCAGCAGAGAAGAAGGCUGAACCCGAGCCAUCGUUUGAGAUUCUGGUAAACCCGGCACGAGUAGUUCCUGCACAGGAGAAGUACAUAAAGUUCAUGGAAGAUAGCCGAUACGUUCCAGUGAAGCAAGCCACGUCGGGAUUCGUCCUUAUGAGAGACUUGCGUCCAAACGAGCCGGAGGUUCUUUCCUUGACCGAUGCACCCACUUCGACCACGUCACCAGCAAGCGGUGCAGCCGGUGCUGGUCAAUCCCAGCAACACGUAGCCACUGGCUCAGCCAUGGCUGUAGAUGACGAGCCUCAACCUCCGCAGCCAUUUGAAUACUCGUCAUGAUGAGAGUCUUUAGCCAAGUUUUCGAGUGAUUCAUGGGAACUGUUGAAAUGGAUUCUUUGAACUUGUUGGCUGUCUUUUCUGUGGGGAGAAAGAAACGAGAAAAAUAUGUUUUUGAAGUUUCGCUGUCUCCAUGGCUGUUGUCACUGCAUUUGCUUUGGCUAGUUUUAAUGAUCGUGUGGUUUUCAUAUAGUUUUGGUGAUUAAAAAAAGUUCUCUUCCCAUU